CAGCCCGCCGGCUCUGCAGCAGUGGAGAGCUUCGGGAAGCUGCAGGGCUCGAAGCUGUGCUGCCCUACCGAGCAUGCCCCCAUAGUGAAACUGGGAUGAGGCAGUGUUCGUAGCUGACUGAGAAGUUAAGCUAAUAGGCGCUUCACCAUUGCCUUUAAACUUAAUUAACCAGGCAAGUUGCCGUAAGUUCUCAUUCUGGAAAGCUGGAGGACGCUUAUUUUAAAUCUUGUCAUUUGUUUCAGAGAGCACUACAGGGAGAGGGCGUGCAGGUGGUCAGCCUGUGGUGAUCCUUCUGGGUUGGGCUGGCUGCCAGGACAAAUACCUGGCCAAAUACAGCGCAAUCUACAGUCAGAAGGGGUGCACCGUCAUCCGCUACACGGCUCCAUGGAGGAUGGUAUUCUUCUCUGAGACCUUUGGCAUGAGAUCCCUCCGGACCCUAGCCAGGCAACUGCUGGAGCUGCUCUUUGACUACAGUGUUGAAAACAGACCGGUUCUUUUUCACGUUUUUAGCAAUGGUGGUGUCAUGCUGUACCGUUACAUCAUUGAGGCGCUUCACACUCACAAGCCAUUUAUGAACAUCAAAGUAGCAGGCACCAUUUUUGAUAGCGCCCCUGGCAGAAGAAACUUGAGAGGAAGCCUUCGUGCCUUGGCAGCUGUCUUGGUGUCCAGAAAUGUGCUGCUCAAGUAUUUCCUCUUACUCGCUUUUGCUACUUCAGCUGUCGUGCUGCGGAUCUUGCUGUACCCGUUGACCCGCUUCAUCCACGAGAGCCAUUACGAUGCCCUGCUGAAAGCGCCCUCGCGGUGGCCUGAGCUUUACCUGUAUUCCCAAGCCGAUGCCAUCAUUGAGGCCGGCGAAGUUAAGCACAUGGCUGAUGCCCGGCAGCAGCUCGGUGUCUCCGUGAAAGCUGUAGACUUCUCGGAUUCGGCUCACGUCAGCCAUAUGCGGGUGUAUCCCACCUAUUACAGCAACCUCUGUAUGACUUUCCUAUCUGACUGUGUCGGGGCCUCACCUCAUUAAUGGUGUAAUGGCCUCCCAUGUUUGCCUCUGCUUUGCUCAGCUUGUAUGGGAAAUGUCACCCCCUUUGCCUUUGUGUCUUUGAAGGGAGGAAAGCAGAGACUUCUCAGAUUUUUUUUCUCCCCAGCCCCCACCGUCUACAAGUCUGAAAGCCUGCAGGCUGGCUUUUGGGCCAGCCAUGUUAUAGCAGAAAGUAUAUAUAGAUUAAUUUAAGUACUAAAGAUGAAAUCCUAGCAUGGUUGAAGUUGAUGUGCUUUACCAAGGUGUCACAGACCAGAAUUUCACGUGAACUGUUAUUUGUUUCUUCCUGUCUUGUGUUGUUCUCUGCUUUCCAUGUUGUCUCCUUGUCCCUGAUGUCCAAAGUGCACGUUCUGUUGCUUCGUACUGAUUUUACAAUAGAGCUUUUCAAUGUCUUUGUUGGUUCUUUUCCCCUCUCUGCCAUUUCUUUUAUCUUGCAGUGAGCAAACAGAAGCAGCUCUGCAGGACUUCUCUCUUGUCUCUGUGCAUCCCAGCUCUCGCUAUACUCCCAGCUGGAGAUCAGGCCCAGAAGCCAAGUGUAAGACUUGGAAAAGGCUUGUGCAGGGCAGUAUGACCAGAUGGUUGUCUGGUUCCAUUAAAUAGCUGAGAUGGAUGGAGCAGUCAAAGCUCUGGUCCUUGGUUGGACCUCAAAUGUUUGUGGUAACUUUUGUGUUCUUCAACCAAAAGUUUAAGUUAACCUUUUUGAAUGUGUCUUGUGUUUUGUUUCUCUUCCUUCUGGUCUUUUCUGUGUUCUCCUGAGAAGUUUUGUUUUCUUGGAGAACUGCUCAUUUAUUAUUGUGUGUCUUUGAGUGGCCUAUAUUGUGCGCCUGGAAAUGCAGGGAAACUGGCACAGCUGUAACCCAAAAGACCUCAGAAAUAGAAAGGUGGAACUGCAGAGAAAAAUGAAACUGCCGCUAUGAUUUAUACUGGGUGUUUCUUAAAUCACUUCCAACCCACAAAUGACCGUGAAAUUCAAUGUUUUCCCCCAUAAUGUUCUCUUCAGAUGAUCAGUCUUCGCUGUCCAUGCAGCGUGUACUGGUAAUACAAGAAAUUAAUUCCUUCCACCUAGUGACAAAGUAGCUCAUUGCACCGCACUUCAUUCAUGUUUGGUUCUGGGGUUUGUUGUUUAUUUUGGGGAGAAGCAGGGAUAAAGACAGAGGAGAGCCUGCUAAUAAUGUGUUUUUGCCAUGUCACAGCAUUGCAAGGUAAUUAAUGAUGUGGUGGACGGGAUUAGCUGACUUUAAAUUCCUAGUCCAAGGUUGCAGGAACAGGCUCUGGAGGGCUGUGGGCCUGUUUGAACAAGGGGAUGCCUUUGAGAGGAAGGGACAUAAAAAGCACAAGGAUUUUUACAGCUGUUUGCUGCCCAUGGGCUGCUGUGCUUGUCUCACCCACCCUUAGGGUGCUGUCAUCCACAAUUACAAAGCACUUGCUGUUCUGAAUCAAGACGUGGAGAGGGAGGUCUUGUGGAAGCACUAAAUUAAUUUGGAAGUUUCAAAACAAGAACCAUAACUCCUCACAGAAGUGGAAGCCCAGGGUGAGCUGUGGUCAGUGGCCAGCUUUUUUUAGCCAGCUAGGGUGGCAACUCUUAUUUAAAGCGGAGAGUAACCGCAUGUCGGGUGUGGUUUUAAAGGGUGGACUGGGGUGUGUAGGAUAGGUGAGAAUUAACUGAAAAGGGGUUGAUGGCCUGGUUUGUCCUCAGUUGUUUGUUUUUUUUUUUUUUUUAAGUGAAAACUGGCUCCAGGCACAGGAGUCCUUGUUCCAGGUCCAGUCUUCUGUAGGUGUGAUCCCAGUUUCAGCUUCCACUACGAAGAUGAGCUGUGAGGGCUGUCCUGCAGUAAGAGAGCCUUCAGCCUGCUGCUUUUCGUGGCAAAAUUCUUGUUCCUGGGGUUUGGACCUUUAACUCUCGGAUAUGGUGCCCUAUCCCCGGAAGGCCCGUCAGAGAUCUCCCAGCUUUUUAAAGCAGGCCCCGGGUUUGUGCUGUCAGUGCCGUAACUCCUGAGCUGUGAUCCAUUUGCCUGUCUUCCUGGAGGACUGGGCUGUGUCUCCCGAGCAUCCAGCCUGUUUGUGGCAUUGCGGAAAAUCUCAGGGAGCAGAGGUGAUGAAGGUUAUUUAACUAGCACUUGCCCUCAUGCUGGUUUCUAUGGGUUCAGUAUUUACGGAACAGUUAAACACCCCGUAAUAUACGCCUCUGCAUCAGUACAGUUGUGCUGGGCUGGGAAUCUGGUGUUCCUGUUUAUUGCCGUGGGCGUUGAACUUCUAUUUAAGGUACUUGGGCUGUUGUGGAGUGUGGCUGGUGGGAGCUGGAGCUAAACCCUCUGUCCCUGCGUGAUGGGACAGCGAAGCCGCCGCCAGGAAGAGCCCCCUGCGGGUCAGCUACACCUUCCACCACGGGACCCCUUCUGCCCCGGCUCUGUCCAGCUCUGCUCCACCUCCCCACUUUCCAGGGCAGCAGGCAGGGAGUGGGAGCUGCCUGCUGGAGCUCCGCAUCCGGAGCUGCCUUGCACUACCCAAGUGGGAACCAGCUUGCAGGCAUUUCUGCUGCUGCAAAACUGACUUGAAAUUCAGG
Egretta garzetta (little egret) is the source of this 3599-nucleotide messenger RNA. It is a transcript of the gene TMEM53, whose product is annotated as transmembrane protein 53. The coding region runs from base 392 to 1018 and encodes 208 amino acids. The transcript is spliced from 2 exons. Lineage: Eukaryota; Metazoa; Chordata; Aves; Pelecaniformes; Ardeidae. The record is from RefSeq and is a predicted model, not a curated record.